AUGAGCUCAGAAGCGUUUAUCCGUUUAUGUGAAGUCCUUGAGAAAAAGUAUGGGUUACAAGAGUCGCUUAAUAUUAAAGUCGAUGAGAGUGUUGCAAUUUUUCUUGUUCUCUGUGGUCAAAAUGACACUCAACAUGACAUCGGUUUAAGAUUCGGUCAUGCCCAGGAGACUAUAGGUAGAAAGUUUCAUCAUGUUCUGGGGGCAAUGGUAAAAUUGGCAGUUGACUACUUACGACCAAGAACGGCUUCUGAGUUUGAAGCAAUAUCUAAUAGUUUACAAGGAGAUAAACGAUAUUGGCCAUAUUUUAAUGGAUCUAUCGGGGCUCUUGAUGGAUCAACACAUGACUCUAGAGUGCUAGAUACCGCUAUGCGCGAUGAUCCGUUGCUUCCUAGACCUCCUGGAGAAAAAUAUUAUCUCGUAGAUUCUGGUUAUGCAAAUAGACGUGGUUAUUUAGCUCCAUAUCGAAAAGAAAGAAAAGAAGAUGUUGAUUUUGAGGAAGCGACUAUGGAGAACAGUGGUGUGCAUAUGCAUCAAAGUGAGAACGAUUCAGAUGAUGAAAAUGAUGUACGAGGAAAUGAAGAAACAUCAACGGCAGUUUAUAUGAAGAUUGUUCGAGAUCAGAUUGCUACACAACUGUGGUCAGAUAAAAGACUUGGCUCCCGUCGAGUAUAG
This is a messenger RNA of Brassica napus (rape), 672 nucleotides long. RefSeq lists its product as uncharacterized. The transcript is spliced from 3 exons. Bases 1 to 672 code for a protein of 223 amino acids. The record is from RefSeq and is a predicted model, not a curated record. NCBI's taxonomy places the organism in Eukaryota, Viridiplantae, Streptophyta, Magnoliopsida, Brassicales, Brassicaceae.